This is a messenger RNA of Lampris incognitus (smalleye Pacific opah), 2303 nucleotides long. It is a transcript of the gene bcap31, whose product is annotated as B cell receptor associated protein 31. Lineage: Eukaryota; Metazoa; Chordata; Actinopteri; Lampriformes; Lampridae. Gene Ontology annotation, cellular component: endoplasmic reticulum membrane; endoplasmic reticulum. Gene Ontology annotation, biological process: intracellular protein transport; endoplasmic reticulum to Golgi vesicle-mediated transport. The record is from RefSeq and is a predicted model, not a curated record. The transcript is spliced from 8 exons. The coding region runs from base 108 to 848 and encodes 246 amino acids.
CGGAAGCAGAAGCUGAACAAGCCCGACCAGUUUUCUGAAACAUCGUGUUGGAACCUUUUUUCCCACGGACAGAACCAGCCAGCCGCCGUGUUCCGGGAGAGGUCAGGAUGAGUCUCCAGUGGACAGCCGUCGCCACCUUCCUCUAUGUGGAGGUCUUCUUUGUUCUCCUGCUCUGUAUCCCGUUCAUCUCCCCCAAGAGGUGGAAUAAGAUCUUCAAGUCCCGUCUGGUCCAGACCAUUGCUCUGUAUGGAAACACGUACUUCAUGGUCGCCAUUGCCAUCCUGGUCUUCUUACUCAUUGAUGCCUUCAGAGAGGUCAGGAAGUACAGUGUAACAGACAAGGUGGAUGUGAGCACCAACCCUGUGGCCAUAGAGCACAUCCAUAUGAAGCUGUUCAGAGCCCAGAGGAAUGAAUACAUCGCCGGCUUCGCCCUGCUGCUCUGUCUGUUGCUGCGUCGCCUGGCCACCCUGCUCUCCCAGCAGGCCUCUCUGAUGGCGUCCAACGAGGCCUUCAAGAAACAGGCAGAGGGCGCCAGUGAGGCAGCCAAGAAAUACAUGGAGGAGAAUGACCAGCUGCAAGAGAAAUUGCAUGAGGCCGGCAUCACCCUACCGGAGGUGGGGAAGAAAGCAGGUGGAGGAGUUGAAGAAGAGAACAACACUUUGAAGAAGGAGGUGAAGACUCUGAGAGAGGAACUGGACGCCACCAAGAAAGCUCUCCAGAAGUCCGACAAUGAUGUUCAGGCCAUGAAGAAACAGGCUGAGAACCUGACUGUGGAAUAUGACCGACUGUUGGAGGAACACAGCCAACUGCUGGCAAGCGGUGACUCUCGGGACAAGAAAUCGGACUGAGAAGGACCAAGGAUACGGCACCACACCCUCAUGAUCAUCAAUAAUUCUGUGAUUUCAACACCACUAUACCUACCGCUCCCGUUUCCACCACUGUUUCUGACAUCACUUCCUGUUCACUGAUGUCACUCGUGCUGUGACAUCAGCAUGGUGUGACUGGUUGGCUCAUUGUGGACAUUUGUUAUUGAGUCUCCCCAUUAGACUGUGAAGGAGCUUUAUCGAUAAGAAACAAAACAAACCGUCACCCUUCUUCUAUGAAUAUCUGCCCCCAGCAGCGUGGAAGCCAUAUACCAUCUUUAUUAUUGUACUUAUGAACUGGGUCCAUUCCUUCCUGUUGUCUCUCUGCACGGUGUGAAGUCAUGGUGUUGAUGGACUGUCUCCAGCCUGUUGGUCUCAUCUGAGUUUAGGAGAGAUCUCCGGUUUUGUAACUUCCUGGUGUGUUUUGGAUGAUGGUUGUAUUCCAGACGGCACCAACAGACUGUUUAGAAUGAUGCACCUUCAGGUGGCAGGGCCGUGUGUACUUUUACAUAAACGUGUACUCAGUUAUAUCCUGUUAUCACAUCUUUAUUCUGCUCAAACCCACACCGCCUAUCAACUGCCCAUGACUUCUGCCACACACGCCUCUUGUUGCAGCAACACUGUUGGCUCCUCUCGCUGUCCAUCACCUUGCUCUGGUUAGCUGUCAGCCAAACACUGGAACAGGGGUUUGAGUUCCAGUGGCCUGAGUGCAAAGUCAGUACUGGAGCUGUAACAGGCGUAUUACACAUGGUUAUAAACGCUGUGUUAGUGAACUGUAGAUAAUUCCAUGUGUGUUUGUGGUACUUUACAGCUGCAUCUUCUUCUUCUGGCUUGUUCCCUGUUUCUCAGGGGUCACCAAGUGGAUUGUACAGUUUACAUCGGUACCCUGUGAGGGCACAGUACCGAUGGCUGCCAUUGUUAACCCAGGCCUUGGCUGAUCCAGUAUGGUCUUGUUAAUCCUCAUACUGACUUGGCAGAAUGUGUGGCCAUGCCUGUCGCAACACAAACGCUCGCAGUAAAGUGUUGAAGUCUGUCAAACAUGGACACGCUGGACUAAUACCUCCUCGGUGGUUUAUUUAAUAUCUGGACCUUCAGCAGUUAUCUCUGACAUCACACACUCCAAUCAGGCUGAUAUUUCCCAGAAUGCACAGCUAGCCUUACUGUAUCGGUGCCCACUCUGGUGAUGUCCUGACAGCUUGUUGUUGUUGUCUUGUUUUGUCCCCUCUUGUUCUUCUGCUGUCUGCUGCUGUGGCAACACCAUGCUGGUUGGUAACUGGUGAGGAGGGUCUCCACUGGGAUGAAGACCAUGAUAAACCACAGGGGAAGUAUCAGCUGUGCAGACAACACGUUUCCUUUUUGACUUUACUAAGAUGGCCUCAGCAGUUUCAGGCUAAAGCCAGGCAUCUGUACCGACACGGGGGAGGGGCCUGCGCAUUGUAA